CAAUAGCAGCAGCAGCAGCCAUUGAAACUCCCAAGCCUCUCUGCUUUCUUAAACACCCUCGAGCUCUUCUUCAUCACCUUGACGACAAAAGUUGCCAUCUCCGAGUCAGCCAGAAGAAAAACCGACGUCGUUUUUCCUGCAGGGAGUGAUUCUUGAUCGGGCAAUCUCUUUAGCUGAGGCACAUAUAGAAAGCUUGAAUCGGUGGCUUGCGCGAUCUUUUCUAUACAUACCUGGUUUAUAGUGCAGCGUGUGUGUCCUCAGGAACAGAUUUAUUGGGUUUCCUUCUUUCACCUCAAAUCGAUUUGCCAGGAAAAUCCAGAGAACCUGCCUCGAGUAAAAUCUUCCCCCCCAACAAUCUCCCUUUUCUGCUCUUAGAUCCUCUGUUUAUAUUGAGGGUCUCUCUCUGUUCUUAUAUCACUCCCACUUAUUCCGAUCAACGAGUCUGAGAUUCACUAGCCCUCCUGCAUCUUCUUCUUCUUCUUCUUUCGCCUUUUCUCUUGUUGGGUAUUUCUGGGUGCUUUUCGAAUCCAUAGAUGCGAGUUUUGAGAAUCUAAGACUCAGUGAGUGACUACCAAAGAGAAGGAAAGAUGGACGGCUGUUUCUUGAGUCCAGUUAAGUACACCGAGCACCGAACGGUCACGAAGAAGCUGACCAGAGCCGUGCGCAAGAACAACGCUCCCGAGCCGACCAGGAUCGUGCGGAUAUCCGUCACCGACCCGGACGCCACGGACUCCGACAGUGACGAUGAAGUGGGUGAGCCCUUCUUCCUCCCACGCCGGCGCGUCAAGCGCUACGUGCACGAGAUCAACGUCGAGCCGGCCUCGCGUAGCGUGCAGGCCGCCUCGAUCGCUCGCAAGAGGCCGAGCCUUGUGCAGCCCCACGCCCCGAAGAGGCCGCUGAAGGCGGCGGCUAUGGAGAUGGUGACGGGCUCCGGGAGGAAGUUCCGGGGCGUGAGGCAGCGCCCGUGGGGGAAGUGGGCCGCGGAGAUUCGAGACCCGGCGCGUCGGGUGCGGCUGUGGUUGGGGACCUACGACACGGCCGAGGAGGCCGCGAUGGUCUACGACAACGCCGCAAUCAAGCUGCGUGGACCCGACGCGCUCACCAACUUCGUCACCCCACUGAAAGAAAUGGCCGUCGAGGAGGAUGACGCCGCCCUCAUCGAAGAGGUGGCUGUUGUGGCCGCCGAGGACAACAUCACCACCGCGGCGUGCGGCUACGACUCCGGCGACGAGUCGCGCAACCUCUCAUCUCCGAAGUCGGUCCUCCACUUCCGGACACAGUCCGGGGAGGAGGCCGAGCCAGCCGGACCGGUCCGACAAGUUGAACCCGCAGAACCGGUUCUGGAGCAGCCCGAGGUGUCCAAGUCAGCGAAGGAGGAGGUCCGGGAGUGCCAGGGAGAGACGGGCGAGUUCGUGCACAUGGACUUGCCAUUCCUCGACGAGUUCCUCAACUUCGAACCGCCGGAGUCGACGCUGUUCGACGAGACGACGAUAGGGACGUUCUCGGACCGGCUGUUGGAGGAGGAUUUCAUGAGCGACAUCUUCGUCGACCAGCCGGAGGAUUUCGGGUCGUUGUCCCCUAUGGACAUGUGUCAGGCGGACGAUUUUUUUCAAGACAUCGGAGAUUUGUUCCCAUCGGAUCCUCUCGCGGCCCUUUGAAAGUUGGAAAGUUCUGAUUUUUUUCAGAGAGAGAGAGAGAGAGAGAACUGUCGCUGUUGGCUGGCAGAUUUUCCGGCAGUCUUUGUACCGGCGGCGAUGAAACGUCGGCUAGUUUUUUGGAGUAGCUCUCUUAAUUAAAUUAUCUAUUUUGUUUAGAUUUUGAUUAGAGAACAUAU
Messenger RNA from Rhodamnia argentea, 1834 nucleotides. Its product is annotated as ethylene-responsive transcription factor CRF4-like. The transcript has a single exon. Gene Ontology annotation, biological process: regulation of DNA-templated transcription. Bases 588 to 1658 code for a protein of 356 amino acids. NCBI's taxonomy places the organism in Eukaryota, Viridiplantae, Streptophyta, Magnoliopsida, Myrtales, Myrtaceae. The record is from RefSeq and is a predicted model, not a curated record. Gene Ontology annotation, molecular function: DNA-binding transcription factor activity; DNA binding.